CACUCAGUCAGUCCUAUCCCGGGCGCUGCUCCGCGCGGACACUUCCGAGCAGGAAUCGCUGAGGCGACCCACCCCGUGAAACCGGGAGAAGAGACCAGCCAGGCGAAGCUGAGCAGCUGUGACUUUUGAAAAAGACUCUUUCGCCGACGCCACUGUCGAGUCCAAGCCGUCCCAUGGUGAUCAAGAGCGGAUAUGUGGACGUGAAGCUGCCGCAAAGCGCCCGCAACAGCAGCACUUGGAAGAGCUGGAAGCGGAAAUGGGUCGACCUGACCCAGCUGGAGUCGGCAUCGGGCCAGCCGUGCGACGUGCUGGUCGAGGUGCGCCCCCACCGCAACUCGGGCGUCCAGGCCCGCGGCACGCUAUCGCCAAAGAACGCCCAGGUGUUCCGGUGCGGCUCGAGCACACGAGAGUUCGCCGUGGCCGUGCGCUCGGGCCAGCGGCCGCCCAUGGUCUACCUGGCAGGCGAGAGCGAGACGCAGAGCCAGGAGUGGAUGGCCGCGCUGCGAGCGCUGCUCUGGCCACCCGUGCCCAUGGUGGAGCUUGAGAACGUUCUGGGCUUCAAGUUCGAGGCCUCACUCAUCGACGACUCAUGGAGCGGCCGCGCUGGCCUCUUGGGCAGCUACGGCAAUCUCUCCAUCAGCGGUCACAAGCUGAUCCUGACGCAUCCGCACACGGAGCACGUGAUACAAGAGUGGUACCUCAACACUCUCGUCCGGUUCCAGGUCUCGCGCAACAAACACGAGGCAGACCAUGGCAAGCUGUUGGCCAUCGAGUGCGGAAGCGAGAGCUCGACGGGGAGAGGCGUGCUGCACUUCUAUUGCCCUGAAGCGCUGAACUUUGUCUACACUCUGAGGGGCGUCGUGCAAGGCAUCCUCAAGCGUUUGACCCCCGAACAAUACAGCUGGAAAGAAGUACACGAGAUGCAUGGCCGCACUCCAGCGCGACGCCAGGGCUCCGCUCAGCAGCAUCGCCAGGCAGCCAUUGAAGACUGCAAUGGCUACAGCGUGCCCAAAACCAACGCCAUAUCCGUACUGCAGAUGCCCACAUUCAAGGGGCCCCUGCCUCCUCCUCGACCGGACGAAGUGCAGGGAUUCCCGUGCUCUCGCCAGUCUCAUCUGUCCAUCUCCACUUUCGACUCCGGAAUCUCGGUUACGUCAGCUCACGUCGACAGCGAACUCGAGUCGCCCGUGUCCGAGGUGGCGUUCAGCGUCAGCAGCGAUAUGGAUGAGCGCAUUUACGAGAAACUCGACGACGUGCUGCUGAGAAGGCCGUCGCUGGAGAAAGAGAACGACGUGCCGCCGCCACUUCCUCCCAAAACUCACAGGCGGCGCAAGUCGGAGCCAGCUAAAACCGCGCCAGUCGAAGAAGGGCAGAGCAUGGUCGAGCCGUCUCCCAACGAACGGCAUCUGAGACCUUACUCGAUGCCAGCCGAUAUGACAACCUGUCCAAACGAAAGCGGCACGCAUGUCUCGCCGUACGGGUCUAUAACGAAGGCCACCAUCGUGAACAGCCAGAUUGUGGACGACACCGCAGCUGCCCCAGCAGAAGAGCACGCUCCACAGGUCGCCCCGUCAUCUCCGCCUCUUCGGAAUACGGAGAAUGAGGACGUCGGCUCGAUUUCUCGAGAAAACGUGGUUUCCCCUGCAGACGAUGACGUCACCGCCAGCGAAACGCCAGGGACACGGGAGGAGACAGCGCGGCGUAGAAGCCACCUGCACAUCGCACUAGAGUGCAACAGCAACUGCCAAGUUCGCCUAAGCGCAGAAAUUGUCGGCGAACAAAGUCUGAACAAGGAUAGAAUUCGUUCCCACUCGUUGGUUGCCUGCCACGAUCAAAUGUUGAGGCAGAUGAGACGACAACGAGCGGGCAGCUUGCCCAGCUUGUUCAUACGUUAAAGGUUUUGCCAUGUAACCACCAUUUUUUAAGUGCUUAUUUAUCGAUGAUGCGCUGCAAAUGUAUGCCGCAUUAGGCCAUCUCUUUUGUAACAGCCAUCGAGCUAGUGUCUUUAGGUCAUUCCUGCAAACGAGAAAUAUUUUUGCGCCUUUUAUACUAAGCAAGCUGAUGUCCAGGGGCUGGAUUCCCAAAACUUUUCGUUUGCGAGUGCUCUUUGCCAUUGGCCAGUUGGCUUCGCUAACAAUAUGUCCAGCAUCUCGAUUGGCCGAAAGUUUGUUACAGACCAGUCUAGUGUAAGUUGCCUUUGUGAAUUAGGGCCCGGUAUGGUAUUCAUUAACUUGCGGGAAGCAAAUACUUCGACUUGUAAUCAAAGCGGUGUUUGUCUCGUGCAUGUUAACUUGCGUUUCCAUUUCCAGUUCCUGUUUAACACAUACGGGCGCGCAACUGCGGCACUACUCUGACUUCUCAGGGCUGAGCACUUACCUGUGUGUUCCUUAUCGCUAACCUGCAUACUCGCUUCUGGUUCGCGCAUACAUUUACGAGAAAAUGUACAAAAUGUAUAAUAGCAAGAGUGUAUACUCAACGGUCACUAGAACCCGAAGAAAAACAACACUCGUCGAGCGUCUUUUUACACUUAUCAAGAGUAGUUCUUCAAAAUUAUAUGGUGAAGCCUAAUCGCAGUUACAAAGAAAAGGGUAUCUAAUUUUUUUCAUCGUUACUGAAGAAAUGUAUAUUGAUUGAACAUCACCAACUUCAGCCGUAAACAUUAUGAAUCGGCACCAAAAUCUUCCCGUAUCGGACUUCAAUCAUUUUUCGUUUGUAUGUGUUGUCUGUAAUGUUGUAGUGGAAGGCAUCACUGUGGCUGGCUGUAAUUGGAAUACUUCCAGGUACACAUUUCUCGAAAAAUAAUUGGCGCCGCCAUUCAGGUGGCGAUACGCACGCACAUGCUGCCGGGCCAUGGCGUACAGGGUGAUAAGCACGGUUGACCCACCGACGAGGCAUUCUUAUGCAAAGCGCAAUUUUGUCUAAGAACCUAAUCUACAGAUACAGAGCGAUAUUUAUAUCAGGCGUUUAUGUUUUAGAGACGUGUUUAGCGUCCUUAUUCAGUACACGAUGCAAAGGAAUGACGGACGGCUCUAGAUCUGCAAUAAGGGACGAAGGAGCAGUUUAGAAAAAUUAAUUUAAUGUUUUGGAUUUGUCAGAGUUAAUUUGGCGCAAAACAAAUUUAUCCGCCUCGAAGAUACUUCCAUAGUACAGAAAAUGAAGGGCCAGAUGCGGCAGAUGAAAGCAUCUGAUUAAUUGCCAGCAUGGUAGCUUUCACUGUUAAUGGGCGGUAAGAACUAUACAAUCACUAAAAUGCAUUGAGUGCCACUUCUAGGUCAUUCGACGUAAUUACCUCAGAUGUAGACCUUAAUUAUUUGGCCUAGUGUUCGUUACGAAUGGUCCAUAAUACUAUAGGCUUAAAAAAAAAAAAACGAACUGUGAAUAUUGCCGCGGCUGUGAAGUACUGACGUGUUUUUCAAACCUCUCGAUUGCUCAUACUUGUAAGAACGCCUUUGAGUGGUAGCAAACGUUUAGGGCGUAUGUUUUGUUGACCCAUUUGAACACUUGUGAAUGAUAUGGAUGAGCUAAAAAUUACAUUCAAUUGCUGUAAUCGAGCGGCAAUGCAGUGAAAAAGGAAAGUAAACGUCAGUAGAGUGCGCGGAAGCACUUUGUAAAGGCUUCGAGACGUUACCUGAAGAGUAGGUGAAAGACGCAGCGAGAUUCUUGUACAGUUAGUUGUAGAUCUGACGAAAGACUGCUUCUACGCUAUUCGUGAUGCUGAAGGCAACAAUGAGGGUUUGCGGCACAUUUCACUCGUGACGGGCUUGUCGGAAUGCUGAUAUGGCGCGUUGGAAACCCGCAGGGACCGUUGCGGCCACUAUUGUAAUGCAGAAAGUAUCGGAAAGCAUGGGAGCCUGAUCAUGUUCGUAAAAAAUAUAUAUAAAACAGUUAUGCAGGUUUCGAGAGAAGAGACCUCAACGGACGUGCGUGUCUGACGUCAGCCGCCGGUCGGACUGAUGUUCUCACUUUCCGUCUGUCGCGAAGUUCUGCGCCAUCGUGUCGCAUGAUCAGGGUGCGCGGCUUUAACGCGUGUGCUUAGUGGCAUUUCUUCCCAUUGUGAGCGCCGCUUAAUUACAAGCGGCAGCACAUGCAUAUUCUGUUGUUUCUUUUUAAACACACGUGUGUCGUCUCAGUUACUUGUUUCAUUGUGAUUCACUGAGCCCAAUUUAUAUAUCAAUGUGUAUUUGUACAGGCGCAUUCUGUAUCAGCGUGUGUAUGCGUGUGCGUCGCACUGCAAUACAUUCAAGGAAACAGUGUACAUAUGUGCCAUUUUCAUUAUGUACCAUAAAAAUUCAUUUAUAAUAAAUGCAUCUUCAUUCAA
Rhipicephalus sanguineus (brown dog tick) is the source of this 4318-nucleotide messenger RNA. RefSeq lists its product as uncharacterized. The transcript is spliced from 4 exons. The record is from RefSeq and is a predicted model, not a curated record. The coding region runs from base 174 to 1895 and encodes 573 amino acids. NCBI's taxonomy places the organism in Eukaryota, Metazoa, Arthropoda, Arachnida, Ixodida, Ixodidae.